CAUGAAGCGAGCAGCAGCAUUGCUUACGCAGAAGAUUAAUCUGCUUCCUUCCGUACCCCAGGUCGACAUCCCUGCGUUCUUUUCCAAAUCAGUGGAAGACCUCAAACAAAUAGUCAAACAAGGACCUCCCUUUACUCUUACAGACCUGCCAGCAUACAUUGAUGCAUCAAGGAACAUCAAGUCGGGGAUCAAUGACAGGGAGUUUUUGGUAGAGAAACUUUUGAUAUUGAUGUUGCGCCUUCCUGACGACUCAGCCUUCGCCAAACAACUUCAGAUUUCCGUGAUCGAUAUCCUUUAUAAGGACCUUCCUCACCUGCCUUGCACUUUCUUGAAGAAUCCUGUAAUAGCGCCUCUAUCCAGCUCCAGGGGCAAGCCAUACAUCUUCUGCAGUGCUGAUGGCUCUGAUUAUUCGUUCUCUAUGCCGAACCUUGGUCAAGCAGGCCAACCAUAUGUGCGAUCGGUGCCUUCUACACACAUUCCGUCGUGUUAUCCGUUACCAGAUCCAGGAGAAAUCUUUGACACCCUUCUGCUUCGCUGUCAGGAUGACUUCAUCCCUCAUCCUGGAGGCCUUUCCAGUUUAUUCUUCGCAUUUGCAAAUCUCAUUAUUCACAGU
Suillus paluster is the source of this 613-nucleotide messenger RNA. RefSeq lists its product as uncharacterized. Gene Ontology annotation, biological process: response to oxidative stress. The transcript is spliced from 4 exons. The record is from RefSeq and is a predicted model, not a curated record. Gene Ontology annotation, molecular function: heme binding; peroxidase activity. The annotation marks the transcript as partial. NCBI's taxonomy places the organism in Eukaryota, Fungi, Basidiomycota, Agaricomycetes, Boletales, Suillaceae.